GCUGGAUCAGAGGAGAUCUCAGUCGGAACCAGAGAGGAGAGGCGGUCUGUCGGCAUCUCUGCUGCCUCCCCCCACCCCGCUUCACCAUGGAUCUGCGGACUAUAAGGGUGUUUGGGAUUACCGCUCGGGUCGCCCUGCUGCUGUGCGGGGUGAGCGGGACAUCAGCGCAAGAGGUGUGUGACAGCGCGCUGGUUUCCAAUCUGCCGCCGUCAUCCUUCAGAAGCUCCUCCCAGCUGUCCAGCAGCCAUGCACCGGGUUUCGCCAAGCUCAACCGGAGAGACGGUGCUGGAGGCUGGUCUCCUCUUAGUUCAGACAGGUAUCAGUGGCUGCAGGUCGACUUGGGUGAGCGAACCAAGAUCACAGCUGUCGCCACACAGGGCCGCUACGGCAGCUCUGAUUGGCUGACGUCUUACCAACUGAUGUUCAGCGACACGGGACACAACUGGAAGCAGUACAGACAGGAGGACAGCAUAGGGUCUUUUCCAGGUAACUCUAAUGCAGACAGCGUGGUUCAGUACAAGCUGCAGCAGCCUGCAGUCGCUCGCUUCCUGCGCCUCAUUCCUCUGGACUGGAAUUCUGCCGGGCGGAUCGGACUGCGCCUGGAGGCCUACGGAUGUCCUUACACCUCAGAUGUGAUGAGCUUCGACGGCGGCAGCAGCCUGACGUACCGACCGGGUCCGGUGCCGAGGCAGGGGUCGAAACAGGUCAUCUCCCUGAAGUUCAAAACCCUGAGGAACUCCGGGACGCUGCUGCACGCCGAAGGGCGGGAAGGGUCGGGCCUCAGCCUGCAGCUGGAGAGGGGGAAGCUACAGCUGCUGCUCAGAGAAGUCACCUCUUCGUUCUCUGAGCCCCGUCUGCUGAUGUCCCUCGGCAGCCUGCUGGACGACCAGCACUGGCACCUCGUCAUCCUGAGACAGAGAAAUUCCCAACUCAACCUCACUGUGGACAAACACACACAGACGGUCCAAACCGCUGAAGAGUUCAGCCUCUGGGACGUCAAACUGCUGAUUGUAGGAGCGUCGCAGAAUCCAGGCACCACCAGGAAAAACUUCCAAGGCUGCCUGGAAAACCUGAUGUACAACGGUGUUAACGUAACAGAACUAGCUAAAAACAACGACCAGCAGGUUAGCAUGAAGGGCAACGUGACCUUUUCUUGUACCGAGCCAGUUCACGUUGCCGCGACGUUCCCGGGACCCAACAGCUUCCUCCGGUUGCCGUGGACGAUGCCGUCCACGUCAUCUGGGAUGUCCGUAGGGUUUCAGUUCAGGACGUGGAACAAGGCUGGGCUCCUGCUCACCUUUGACCUAACAAGGCAAGGAGGCGAGGUGUGGCUGUUCCUGGCGGAGGCGAGACUCCGCCUGCACAUCCAGAGAGGAGGCAGAGCGCUGCUGGAGCUCAGCGCCGGAUCUGGGUUGAAUGAUGGUCAGUGGCAUUCGGUGGAUCUGACCUCCAGGCCCGGCCGCCUCACCAUCUCUGUGGACAAACAGGAAACUGGUGUCGCUCACACAUCUCCCUCGUUUCCUGUCUUGGUGUCAAACCAGAUCUUCUUUGGAGGUUGUCCUGCUGAAGAUUAUAAUCAGGAAUGUAAAAACCCUCACGACACUUUCCAGGGCUGCAUGCGUCUCCUCGCUUUGGACAACCAGCCAGUCGACCUCAUCGUGGUGCAGCAAAGGCUUCUGGGAAACUACAGCCAACUCCAGAUCGACAUGUGCGGCAUCAUCGACAGGUGCUCUCCCAGUCACUGUGAACAUGGCGGCCUCUGCAGUCAGACCUGGACCGUCUUCCACUGUAACUGCUCCGACAGCGGCUACAGCGGCGCCACCUGCCACAGCUCGGCGUAUGAGGAGUCCUGUGAAGCGUACAAACACAGCGGUAACACGCCGGGAUAUUUUUACAUCGACGUGGAUGGCAGCGGACCCAUCAAACCACAGCUGGUCUACUGCAACAUGACAGAUGAGAACACCUGGAUGGUGGUCCAGCACAACAACACAGAGCUCACCAAAGUUCGAUCCUCUCCGGGGGAAAACCAGCAUUUGGUUCACUUUGACUACAUGUCUGAAGAGGAGCAACUAGUUGCCAUCAUCCACCAAUCAGAGCAUUGCCAACAGGAACUGUCCUAUCAGUGCAGGAAGUCCCGCCUACUCAACACUCAAGAGGGGUCUCCAUUCAGCUGGUGGCUCGGCGGGCCCGGUACCGGACUGGUCCAGACCUACUGGGGAGGAGCUCAUCCAGGCAGCCAGCAGUGUGCCUGCGGCCUGCAGGGCGACUGUGUGGAUCCACAGCUUUACUGCAACUGUGACGCCGACCGGAUGGAGUGGAGCGAAGAUUCGGGUUUUAUUUCCCAUAAGGAGAGCCUGCCGGUCCGAUCGCUGGUGCUCGGUGACGUUCAGAGGCCCGGUUCAGAAGCUGCUUACAGGGUGGGGUCGCUCCAGUGUCAUGGCGACAAAAACUUCUGGAAUGCGGCAUUUUUCGACCAGGAGACGUCGUACCUCCACUUUCCCACCUUCCACGGAGAGCUGAGCGCAGACGUCUCUUUCUUCUUUAAGACCACUGCUUCCUUCGGGGUGUUCUUGGAAAACCUGGGCAUCAAAGACUUCAUACGCAUCGAGUUGAGCUCCUCCACUCAGGUUGUUUUCUCCUUCGAUGUUGGAAACGGCCCACUGGAGGUUAGCGUUGAGUCGAGUUACCCGCUCAACGACGACCGGUGGCAUCGCAUCCGAGCCGAGCGGAACGUGAAGGAGGCGUCGCUCCGUCUGGACGACCUUCCAGUCGCCACCCAGGAGGCUCCAGCUGACGGACACAUCCACCUGCAGCUCAACAGCCAGCUCUUUAUAGGAGGCACGGCGUCCAGGCAGAGGGGUUUCAGAGGCUGCAUCCGCGCUCUGCAGCUGAACGGUAUUACUCUGGACCUGGAGGAAAGGGCAAAGAUUACGCCCGGCGUUCGGCCCGGCUGCCCGGGUCACUGCAGCAGCUACGGCUCGCUGUGCCAGAACCAGGGCCGCUGUGUGGAGAGAGCUGCUGGGUUCCACUGCGACUGCAGCCUGUCGGCUUACACUGGAGUCUUCUGCCAAACUGAGGUGUCAGCCGACUUUAAAUCUGGGACGUCGAUCAGCUACGCCUUCAAAGAGCCCGACGAGCUGAGCAGAAACAGCAGCGACCUGCCCUCCUCCAUCUACUCUGACCCGCUUCCCAGAGGAGAAAACGUCUCUCUGAGCUUCAGGACGACUCAGAGUCCAGCGCUGCUGCUCCACGUCAGCUCCCACUUCAACGAGUAUCUAGCUCUGCUCAUCAACAGGCACGAUGAGCUGGAGCUGAGGUACAAGCUUGACAGCAGCAGAGCUGCAGAGGUGCUGAGGAGCAGCAUGAGGGGGCUGGCCAACGGGCUGCUGCACGCCGUUACCAUCAGGAGGUCGGCUGACUCUGUGUCCAUGCAGGUCGACGAUAACGCCAGAGAGGACUUCAACCUGAGCUUCGCUGGAGAACUUGGCAGGCUCAGGUCUCUCGUUCUGGGCCGAGUGCCGGAUUCGGACUCCUUGGAUCCGGACCUGGCCCGGCUCGGCGCGCUCGGCUUCGCCGGCUGUCUUUCUGUGGUUCGGUAUAACUCCGUCAGCCCUCUGAAAGCAGCUCUGCUCCACCCAGGCACCAGCCCAGUCGUCGUCCUCGGACCUUUGGUCCGGUCCAGCUGCGGCUCGUCGGCUUCAGCCAAUCCCUACUCAGCUGAGAACACGCACCACCUGUCAGACCAGUCUGGUUCUGUUGGUUCUGGUCAGCCUCUGGUGAACGCCAUGAAGUCGGACUCGGCAUUAAUCGGAGGUGUCAUAGCGGUCGCCAUCUUUGUGAUCGUUACCGUCUUCGCCAUAACCGCCAGAUUCCUCUACAGGAGAAAAGAGACGUAUCGGAGUCGUGAGGUCAAGGCGGCCAAACAGGAAGAGAGCCAAGAUUUCCACUACAACAACCAGACUGACGGCCGGAAAAACGCCUCUGGUGAAAACUCAAAGGAGUUUUUCAUGUGAGCGGAGGCCGGCUGGGACGAUGCGCUGGUGUUCAUCCAGGAGGAGGCUGCGGACAGAACCGCGCCUCCGGACUUCACGCUGCACUACGAGCCAGUUACUCUCUUCCAUGGAUGCAAAAAUGGACUCGGAAAAACAUGGAACAGCACACAGUCUUGACCUUUACUGUAUAUUGUGUAAAUAUGGAGCAGAGGUGUUCAAAUCCUUGUUUAAGCAACUGUAAAUAUUAAAAAUGUAAAUGUGAACAUUGGUGAAAGGUGGUUUCAUGGAUUGUUUUAACUUUGUGUUUGUAAUGUUCCUGAUGUACGACGGAGCGUUAAGGCCAUGCUACAAAAUAAAAGCAUAUACAGUUACGAGAAUAAAGUCAGAAAACUGAAAUGUAUGAAAAAAAGUUAUAACA
Xiphophorus maculatus (southern platyfish) is the source of this 4410-nucleotide messenger RNA. Its product is annotated as contactin-associated protein-like 4. Lineage: Eukaryota; Metazoa; Chordata; Actinopteri; Cyprinodontiformes; Poeciliidae. Bases 87 to 4013 code for a protein of 1308 amino acids. The record is from RefSeq and is a predicted model, not a curated record. The transcript has 24 exons.